CAUCUCCGACGGACAACUCAGCGCGAGAGAGAGAGAACCAGUAUCCUUUUAUCCAGCGCGAUUUGAUAUAUACUCGAAGGGAAAUUCCUUGUUGUCCAAACGCAGACGAUCCGAACCGCCUUCAUUCUCUCUACUGUAAUCUGCUUUUCAUAACUACAUUUUAAACGGUCAACGGUAAUUUGCAGUUGGACUAUGAGCGUUUCUGCUUAUUCUUCCAGCACGACUCAACUAUCACAACCUCCCAAAUUAUCCUCACCUCUUACCCAACCUAAUCCAACCCAAUCCCACCUUCCUAACCCUAAUCGCAGCCAAUCAGUUGAUAAAAAGCAGUUUGUCCUCAGUCGAAACGACCAACCUAUCGAUCCCAUCGUCUCAUGGACCUCUUCCAUUUCCCGUCGCUGCCGAAACGGUCGACUGGCCGAGGCAGCCGCUCAGUUCACCCAUAUGAGAAUCAGCGGCGUGGAGCCCAAUUACGUUACAUUUGUAACUCUUCUUUCUGCUUGUGCCGAUUACCCUUUAGAGACUCUUAGUUUUGGAGCUUCAAUCCAUGCUUACGUUCGAAAAUUGGGCUUGGAUAAGUAUGAUGUAAUGCUGGGGACUGCGCUUGUUGAUAUGUACUCUAAAUGUGCUCGUGCAGAUCKUGCUCGCCAAAUGUUUGAUGAAAUGUAUCUGAAGAAUUCGUUUUCUUGGAACACAAUGAUUGAUGGGUAUAUGAGAAAUGGGGCUGUCGAGGAUGCAAUUGCCUUGUUUAAUCAGAUGCCAAAGAGAGACAAAAUUUCUUGGACUGCACUGAUUGGUGGGUUUGUCAAGAAAGGAUACUUUGAGGAAGCAUUGGAACAGUUCCGAGAAAUGCAGCUCUCAGGAAUAGAGCCUGAUUAUGUGACCAUCAUCUCUGUCCUCUCAGCAUGUGCAAACUUGGGGGCACUUGGGCUUGGCUUAUGGAUACACCGUUUUGUAUUGCAACGGGACUUUGGUGAGAACAUCCGGUUAAGCAACUCGUUGAUAGACAUGUAUGCAAGGUGUGGAUCUAUUGAAUUCGCAAGACAGGAGUUUGAGAAAAUGUCUAAACGAAGCUUGGUUUCAUGGAACUCGAUGAUUGUGGGCUUUGCUGUUAAUGGAUAUGCAGAGGAUGCUCUAGAAUACUUCUCUCUGAUGCAGAAGGAGGGGUUUGAACCAGAUGGAGUGAGUUUUACAGGAGCUCUUACUGCCUGUAGCCAUGCCGGCCUAGUUGAUGAGGGCCUCCAAUUCUAUGAUAUGAUGAAGAGGAUUUACAAAAUUACCCCUAGAAUUGAGCACUAUGGAUGCAUAGUGGAUCUCCUUAGCAGGGCUGGUCAGUUGGAAGAUGCGUUGCAUAUAAUAGAAAGCAUGCCCAUGAAGCCAAAUGAAAUUAUAUUGGGUUCCUUGCUGGCUGCAUGUAGGAAUCGAGGGAAUCUCAGUUUAGCUGAAAAACUGAUGAGUUAUCUAACUGAUUUGGAUCCUAGCUGUGAUUCCAAUUAUGUGCUUCUUUCAAACAUGUACGCUGCUGUUGGUAGGUGGGAUGGUGUAGGAAAAGUUAGGAAUACAAUGAAGGCACUCGGAAUAAGGAAGAAACCGGGAUUCAGUGCUAUUGAGAUUGACUGCAACAUCCAUGAAUUUGUGGCUGGUGAUAAAUCUCAUUUACGCUCUCAUUAUAUUUAUGAUAUGCUCAAUUUUUUGUCGCAUGAAUUGAGCCUAUGUGGGUAUAUUCCUGAGGCGAUUGAAGGGGGACUACCUGCACAUGAUUGAACACACUAAACUAAUGUUCUUAGUAAAUAUAUUUAUCUUUGAUCAUCAUGCAUAGAUGUACCAAGUCAAAUAGAAAGAGAAAGCAAGAUCAUAUCAUUGUGCUUUUUUUUUUCAGAUUGAAGUUUGAAGAUAAAGUAAAAAGUGAAAAGCAAGAAAAGUAUAUAAUUUGAUGUUAUUAGAUUUAGAUAUGGAUUGUUAUUUUAUGCCAAUUGUUUUAUAGUAUUUUCAGUCUUAGCAUAGAGAGUAAAAGAUACAGAAAAAGGUAUAAACCAUGGUGGUGGGCAACAAAAUACCCUUUUACAAAUGUUGUAGGAAUCAGACUCAGACUGCGCCCGACAGUUGAACUGUUGACCCGUGGACCCAGUGACCUUUCUGGAUCCCACUGAAAUGAUGGUUUUCAUGGUUGUACAUCGC
Molecule: messenger RNA, 2178 nt
Organism: Nelumbo nucifera (sacred lotus)
Lineage: Eukaryota; Viridiplantae; Streptophyta; Magnoliopsida; Proteales; Nelumbonaceae
Gene: PDE247
Product: Tetratricopeptide repeat (TPR)-like superfamily protein
Biological process (GO): RNA modification
Molecular function (GO): RNA binding; protein binding
Source: RefSeq, a predicted model, not a curated record